AUGGGAGCCAGUGCUCUUUUUGGUUUGACAUGCUCGUUGGGUCCGCUUUUUGAUCACAUGGGUCAGGAUGGUCCCCGCAGGAUGGGUAUUCCUCUGCAGAGCAAGGUUAUUGAUGCCUGUCACAGUGGAAGCUGGAAGCUCCCGGGGCCUAGAUCGAGACUUCCAUCUCUUGUUUCUGUGCGUCAAACGCUGAUGGUUACCCCUACUCCGAGUAUCUUAGGUGGGCCGGAUGUUUACCUUUGGGAGACACCGAAUGGAUGGAGAAGCUCCUUCUCAUCUUCGAAGACUUGGGAAGCUAUCAGACCUUCGGGUGAUGCUGUUGGAUGGGAAAAGCUUGUUUGGUUUAAGGGACAUGCCCCCAAACAUGCCUUCACCUUCUGGACUGCUCAGAGGAAUCGAUUGCCUAAAGCCAGGCUUGUAAGAUGGGGUGUGAGCCCAAAUGAUCUUUGCUGCACUUGUGCUCAGGCUGCAGAAACUCGUGACCAUCUUUUGUUGAAUUGUGAUUUCAGUUCUCAAGUUUGGAGGAGAGUUAUGCAAAAAUUGGGCCAACCCUUUUUCUCUUUCGUGGAUUGGUCCCAUUUCAUCUCUUGGCUGUCUCGCCGAGCUGCUUCGGCUCCUAAGCUCCUUCGUCGCCUUGUUUCACAGGUCGCCGUGUAUUCUAUCUGGCAUGAGCGUAACGUCAGACUUCACGCUGGUAUUGCUUCUACCCCUGUCUCACUGAUGAAGCUCAUUGAUCGACAGGUCAGGGAUAUCUUGCUCGCUCGCAACAGGAAAAAACCGACUUCUUUGUUAUCUCUUUGGUUUACUUAUAAUUAG
Eutrema salsugineum is the source of this 816-nucleotide messenger RNA. RefSeq lists its product as uncharacterized. The transcript has a single exon. NCBI's taxonomy places the organism in Eukaryota, Viridiplantae, Streptophyta, Magnoliopsida, Brassicales, Brassicaceae. Bases 1 to 816 code for a protein of 271 amino acids. The record is from RefSeq and is a predicted model, not a curated record.